Schistosoma margrebowiei is the source of this 1922-nucleotide messenger RNA. Lineage: Eukaryota; Metazoa; Platyhelminthes; Trematoda; Strigeidida; Schistosomatidae. The record is from the annotation of a GenBank genome assembly.
ACUUAUAAUAAAGUGUCUGCCUGAAUUCGAGUCUGUGCGGUACCGUCUUGAAAUAUCGACUAUAUAUAUAUCUUGACCGCAUAUUUGUACUUACAAGUUCAAGUAUCAUAGUAUUUAUAAACGGUUUCAUUUGAAGCGAAGUUUUGCUUCAUUAUCUAUUGACCCAUAUCGCUAUUUUUUCCUCAGGAAAAUACUGGGGGUAACUACUACCACUUAUUCGUCUUUUGAAAACUCCAAGAUUUCGUAUAAAAGGAACAGCCAAAAAGUAUAUUCUUUAGUUGUAGCUCGUUUUCGCUUUGUGCCUUUUCUUUUAACCGACCUGCCAGUAUGGAUUUCCAACAAACCCGUGAUAUAUGAUUUCUGCUUUAAAAAAACUUCCUGAUAUAUGGUCUUCAGCCUUAAAGUCAGUUCGAUGGUUAUGCACUUCGCCAUCCUAUCUGAACAAUAAUUCCUCUGUUCCUCUCGUAGAAUUGAGGAAUCGCCGUGAAAUCUUUGUCAACAAUCUGAACAUUUGCACUGGAAAGCUGGUAAAUAAGCCUUCUUGUCACAUAGUUAUAAUACCAGCCGCAGAAAUACAGUAUAUGGCUUACCAUGUUCCAUACCCUUUUCACCAAGAUUCCAACUUCUUCUACUUCACUGGGUUAAGUAAACCUAAUGGAGUUCUGUUGUUUUGCACAGAUAAAACAGAACAUCGCGAUCAAAGUGGCUCCAAUUGGUCGACUCAUCUAUUCGUGGAGACUCAAAACAAACAUGCCGAAAUCUGGGAUGGUCCAUCUUUGACGUUAUCAGAAGCUUCUUUGGCAACUGGAGUUGAUAAUUCCCAUCCUUUGAACGAAUUUAGUAACUUUCUGAACCAUCAAGCUUUAUUUGUACAAUCCAUAUGUGUUUGGUAUAGUCCAUUAUCAUCCAAAAAUUUUGUUGAGCGCCCCUUAAAUAAGUUCGUUUUGAAAAAGAUUUUAGAAUUCUCCCGACAAAUUGGCGAUAAAAGUAUUAGUUUUGAAAAUCCAGACUAUAUAAUCGACAGAAUUCGCUUUAUAAAAUCAAAUUAUGAAAUAAAACAGAUUAAAACCGCGGUUAUUGCAGCGAUCGAGUCUCUUAAGUCGGCUAUGCAAAUUACACAACCAGGAAUUACGGAAACUGCUUUACAAGGUCAUAUAGAAUACCAAAUGCGCAGCCGAGGCUGUUCUGUCGGGUAUCCUCCUGUUGUUGCUGGAGGGAAUAGAACAAACAUCAUUCAUUACAUGAAAAACAAUAUGAGAAUUGAGAAUGGGGAGUUGGUUUUGGUGGAUGCUGGAUGUCGCUUUAACGGGUAUACGUCCGAUAUUACUCGAACUUGGCCAGUAAACGGAUACUUUUCGGCACCUCAAAAAGUUAUACAUGAAAUAUUAGUUGAUGUACAGAACUCAUGUGCAUCUUUAGCCUCUCCUGAACAAAGUCUGCAAGAUGUAUAUCAUCAUAUGCUGUCUGAAAUAGGACGACACUUAAUAAGUGAGGGGAUUAUCCCAGACCAGGACAAGUUGUAUGUUGCACAAAAGAUAUGUCCACAUCAUGUCGGACAUUAUCUUGGUUUAGACAUUCAUGAUACUCCUACUAUACCUAGUACAAAACGUUUCGAAGCAGGCGUUGUGUUCCCUUUAGAACCAGGUAUUUACUUCAGAGAUGAGUUGGCGAAACUGGGCGUUUCGAGAGACUUUCUGGGCAUCGGUAUGCGAGUAGAAGACGAUUUCGUCAUGUCAAAAACUGGCUGUGCUGAGAAUUUAGAACACGUCAAAGAUGAUUUAUUAUUUGGAGAAGCCUAAAAUUCAUGUCAUAAACUCAAAAUUGAUGAAUAUGUUGAUUUAAUUACUAUGGAUUUCUUAAUUGUCACAAUAGUCUUUAAAUCAGUGUUUCAUGAAAAUACCAUACAACAUUCCACCUGACGC